Molecule: messenger RNA, 642 nt
Organism: Amaranthus tricolor (Joseph's coat)
Lineage: Eukaryota; Viridiplantae; Streptophyta; Magnoliopsida; Caryophyllales; Amaranthaceae
Product: putative F-box/kelch-repeat protein At1g12870
Exons: 3
Coding region: 1-642 (213 amino acids)
Molecular function (GO): protein binding
Source: RefSeq, a predicted model, not a curated record
AUGAAAACAAGCACUUCCUUUGAUCUUCCAUUUGAUAUAAUAACCCACAUUUUGGCUAUGUUUCCUGUGAAAACUCUAGUGAAAUUCCGGGCAGUGUGCACAUCCUGGCGCACUUACAUCGAGUCCCCUUAUUUCAUCUCCAAGCAUCGCGAUCUUUACAAUAAACACCAUUCCAAAAACUCCCAUUUACUGAUUACAUCAAUUCGUUCUGGACGAUUCUACCUACGACGUGUUACCAACGAUCAGAAUUCAAUCACAGUUACUCUUCUUGCUCCUUUUUCUGCUGAUUUUACAAUACCAUGGACUUAUUCAGUCUGCAAUGGGUUAUUUUUACUGAGCUUAUAUGGUGAUCGUCAAAAGGGAUUUUCCACCUCUUGUGAUGAUUAUAAGGUGCUUGCCUAUCAGCUUCGUACCAUCAUUAAUGGUAAUGAGUAUGAGGCCGCCAUGGCAUAUAUUGGUUUACUGAAGGUGAUCCAAGAAUUAUCCACUCUUUUGGGUGAUCCAAGAAUUAUCCACUCUUUUGAUUUUAAUACAGAAGAAUUCAAUAAUGUGGCAUUACCCGAGCCACUGAAAGAAUGUGCGAGUUUAAUUCUUUUCACCAUCGGCGAGUUGUUAGCUGUUAUAUCAUCGUUCUGCAUAUAG